AUGGGAUCCCAAGGCGGGUUCGGUCAAUCCAAGGAAUUUCUCGACCUGAUAAAAUCAAUCGGAGAAGCUCGAUCUAAAGCCGAAGAAGAUCGAAUCGUAAUCCGCGAAAUCGAAACCCUUAAACGACGAAUUUCCGAACCUGAUAUCCCAAAACGGAAGAUGAAAGAGUACAUUAUACGCCUUCUCUACGUCGAGAUGCUUGGCCACGAUGCUUCGUUCGGUUACAUUCACGCCGUUAAAAUGACUCACGAUGAUAACCUGCUCUCCAAACGCACCGGUUAUCUCGCUGUUACUCUUUUCCUGAACGACGAUCAUGAUCUUAUCAUUCUCAUUGUUAACACUAUCCAGAAGGAUCUUAAGUCUGAUAACUAUCUUGUCGUUUGUGCUGCACUUAAUGCCGUUUGUCGACUUAUCAACGACGAGACUAUCCCUGCCGUUUUGCCUCUCGUUGUUGAACUGCUUUCUCACUCUAAGGAAGCUGUUAGAAAGAAAGCAGUUAUGGCACUUCAUAGCUUCCACCGUAAAUCUCCUUCAUCCGUUUCACAUCUUGUAUCAAAUUUUCGGAAGAGAUUGUGUGAUAAUGAUCCUGGUGUAAUGGGUGCUACUCUUUGUCCUUUGUUUGAUCUCAUAAACGACGAUCCUACCCCGUUUAAGGAUCUUGUUGUUAGCUUUGUUAGUAUUCUCAAACAGGUAGCAGAACAUAGGUUGCCUAAGAGCUAUGAUUAUCACCAGAUGCCAGCUCCAUUCGUUCAGAUUAAAUUGCUGAAACUUCUUGCAUUGUUGGGGAGCGGUGACAAGCCUGCUAGCGAACACAUGUAUACUGUUAUAGGCGAUAUAAUUAGGAAGGGAGAUUCAUCAAGUAACAUAGGGAAUGCCAUUCUUUAUGAGUCCAUUCGCUGCGUCUCUUCCAUAUAUCCCAAUCCCAAGUUGUUAGAAGCUGCUGCGGAUGUGAUUGCCAAGUUUUUAAAGAGUGAUAGUCAUAAUCUCAAGUACAUGGGCAUUGAUGCUCUCGGUCGGCUGAUAAAGUUAAGUCCGCUUAUUGCAGAGCAACAUCAACUUGCUGUCAUUGACUGCUUAGAGGAUCCUGAUGAUACUUUGAAGCGAAAAACUUUUGAACUGCUAUACAAAAUGACCAAGUCUUCCAAUGUGGAAGUGAUUGUUGACCGUAUGAUUGAGUACAUGAUCAGCAUCAGUGACGAUCAUUACAAAACCUAUAUUGCUUCUCGAUGUGUAGAACUUGCUGAGCAAUUUGCACCAAGUAAUCAUUGGUUUAUACAGACAAUGAAUAAAGUUUUUGAGCAUGCUGGAGAUCUUGUGAACAUUAAAGUUGCACAUAAUUUAAUGCGGUUGAUUGCAGAAGGAUUUGGAGAGGACGAUGAUGCGGCAUACAGUCAGCUGAGGUCGUCGGCUGUUGAAUCAUACUUGCGCAUUAUUGGAGAGCCAAAGCUUCCAUCAGGGUUUCUUCAAGUUAUUUGCUGGGUUCUUGGGGAAUAUGGCACAGCUGAUGGAAAGCAUUCCGCGUCCUAUAUCACUGGAAAGUUAUGCGAUAUGGCAGAAGCAUAUUCUAAUGAUGAAAUUGUUAAGGCAUACGCGAUAACAGCAUUGACAAAAAUUUAUGCAUUUGAAAUAGCAGCUGGGAGGAAAGUGGAUAUGCUAUCUGAGUGUCAAUCUUUGGUUGAAGAAUUAUUAGCAUCCCACUCCACUGAUUUGCAGCAACGUGCUUAUGAGUUGCAAGCCGUUAUUGGUUUGGAUGCAAAAGCUGUUGAAGCAAUAUUGCCACAUGAUGCCAGUUGUGAAGAUAUUGAGGUGGAUAAUAAUCUUUCUUUCCUCAAUAGUUACAUCCAGCAGUCUAUAGAAAGUGGGGCUAUGCCCUACAUUUCAGAGCACGAGCGUUCUGGAAUGGGGAAUAUGGGCAACUUCAGAAGCCAAGAUCAGCAAGAAUCUGUACAGCAUGGUCUGAGAUUUGAGGCAUAUGAAAUUCCGAAGGCUCCCACUCCAGUUUCACUUUCAUCCGUAACUGACCUAGUUCCAGUACCUGACUCGUUGUAUGCUAGGGAGACUCACCAGAUCACGUCAGUUGGAUUAGCAUCAGAUACAGGAUCAUCAGAGCUUAAACUAAGGCUUGACGGUGUUCAGAAAAAGUGGGGCAAGCCAACUUAUUCAUCCCCAGCAUCAUCCUCAAAUUCUACUUUCCAAAACCCAGUGAAUGGGGUGACAAAGGUGGAUGUUGCAACUACUGUUAAUUCAAAAGCACGUGAUAGCUACGAUUCAAGAAAGCAACAGAAUGAAAUUGAUCCAGAAAAGCAGAAGCUUGCCGCCUCAUUGUUCGGUGGUUCUGCUAAACCUGAGAGGAAAACAUCAACCAGCAGCAAGGCUCCAAAAGCUAGUGCUGCAAGUGUACCCAAUAAAGAAUCUGGGGAGAAAACUAAUCAACCUCCUCCUCAAGAUUUGCUUGACUUGGGUGAACCAACUGUCACUGUUGCACCUCCCACCGUGGACCCAUUCAUGCAACUGGAAGGACUUCUUGACCCAAGCAUUAGUUCUCCAGUAAGUCAUAGUGAUGGUGCUGUUACAAAUGCACCUGAUAUUAUGGGACUCUAUAGCGGGACUACUUCUAGUGAACAGAGCGGUGGUGGCGGCUAUAUCCCUGCGAGUGGGGAUAAUUUAAAUCUUUUAUCCGAGUUGUCAAAUGCAGCAGCUGUCAGAGGCACUACGGGAGAAGCAAUAGUGUCCCCCUUAUCACAAUCUGUAAAGGGUGCAAAUGCUAAAGAUUCUUUGGAGAAGGAUGCAAAAGUCAGGCAGAUGGGUGUCACUCCCACGGGCCAGAAUCCCAAUUUGUUCAGGGACUUGCUUGGCUAA
Messenger RNA from Lathyrus sativus (Indian pea), 2859 nucleotides. The record is from the annotation of a GenBank genome assembly. Lineage: Eukaryota; Viridiplantae; Streptophyta; Magnoliopsida; Fabales; Fabaceae.